Nothobranchius furzeri (turquoise killifish) is the source of this 2161-nucleotide messenger RNA. It is a transcript of the gene klf17, whose product is annotated as Kruppel like factor 17. Gene Ontology annotation, biological process: regulation of transcription by RNA polymerase II. NCBI's taxonomy places the organism in Eukaryota, Metazoa, Chordata, Actinopteri, Cyprinodontiformes, Nothobranchiidae. Gene Ontology annotation, molecular function: DNA-binding transcription factor activity, RNA polymerase II-specific; RNA polymerase II cis-regulatory region sequence-specific DNA binding. The record is from RefSeq and is a predicted model, not a curated record.
GUGUUGAUACUCACAUCCUGAAUCCUGGAACAAGCUGAAUCAGACCGAGGCUCUAUGGACACAGAGAGCAGCGUCUGUUCCAGUGUGGAGUUCUAAGUCCAACUUUUUUUUUCUUUUUUCAAAACAAACGUCUAUCAUGGCUUUAGUUGAAGCUCUGACGCCUUCUAUGUUCCAGAGCACCAAAACGAUGAGCGAUCUUUGUAAUCUGGAUGAGUGUGCGCGCAGCGACGCAACAGGGGGCCAAAGCGGCUCGCGCAUCGAGCUGGAGUUCAGCAUCGUCCAGUCUCCUUGUCUGCCCCCAAGAGAGGAAGACGAGCUUGGAAAAUUUGUGGACCUUGAGUUCAUUUUAUCCAACACGAUCGGAGCUGAUGUCGUUAACAGUGACUGUGGGAGCAUUUCACCCCCGCAGCAGCAGCAGCAGUGCGCGUACUCCCUCCCGGAGUCUCCAGACAGCUGCAGCGGUUGCGUGCCAGACUCAACAGAACAACCGUCUACUCACCUGACUCCUCAGAGCUAUCAUGGCUUCACUGGAACGAGCCCGGUGCGCAGCCUGAUGGCGGAGCUUCUCACGCCUGAGAUGAGUUAUCCAGAAGGGAGCUCACCGGACCGGCCGGGCGAGUACACCGAGCUUCGGGCUUUAAAUUCGGUUGCAUCUGGUCCAUCUCCGCCCCCCCUUGGAUAUAAAGUUAAAACCGAGCCGGGGGUUCAGUCUUGUAUGAUAGCGGCUGGAGGGGACUUUUCUGAACAAGUGUUUGACAAACAACAAAUGCGCUCAGUGCACCCAGCUGCGUUUGCGCACCAACGCGGUGUUCCAGGUGCUUUGCAGGGCUUUGGAGCUCACACUAUCCACCAGGGACGCGCAGGCUGCAGCAUGCCGCAAAUGAACAUGAGCUCCCAUCACCACCAGCAUCCCAAUCACCUGCCUAACCAGUACCUGAACGCGCCGUACCACCCUCAGUACGCGCACCCAGGAGCGCCACAGUUCCAGGGACAGUACAGCGUGCACAGGGAGUCGCUGCACGUUCAACAUCAUCCUGCUAACAUGCAGGGAAUGAUGCUCACCCCUCCGUCAUCACCACUGCUGGAGUUUUACGCGCACGAGGAGGCGGGGUGCAUCAAGCAGAAGCGAGGGCGCAAGCCGUGGACCAGAAAACGCGCAGCCACGCACAACUGCGAGUUCCCUGGCUGCGGGAAGACCUACACCAAAAGCUCCCAUCUUAAAGCCCACAUGAGGACCCACACAGGUGAAAAGCCUUAUCAUUGUAACUGGGAAGGCUGUGGCUGGAAGUUCGCCAGGUCAGACGAGCUGACGCGUCACUUCAGGAAGCACACCGGGCACAGACCGUUUCAGUGUCACCUCUGUGAGCGAGCCUUCUCCCGCUCAGACCACCUGGCGCUCCACAUGAAGAGGCACAUGUAGGCCUCUCCAGACUCUAUCCACCAUGGGAUCACUGACUCAGCUCCUCUCCGCUGGACUGUCGUCUGUAUUUUUGUACAAAAUAAUGGGAAACAGGUUAUAUAGAAGUGCCUCACUCCCCACCAACUAAAGUGCCUCUUAUGUUUUUUUUUAAUUUGUAUAAAUUUGUCCAAAAAAAAAAAAGGAAAACACUGGCUAAGUUAUAGUAGUUUAGUAUUUAAGACAUAUUUUCAUCCUGUCAUUUUAAUAAGUUAUUGACUGUUGGUGAGUGCCUUGCUUGUUUGCGGCUGUGGGCAGGACCCAGAAUCCUCUACAUGAAUGUAUUUCUCAAGGUUUGUGAUUUUACAUUUUACAGAUCAGCGUUUCACUGAUUCAGUCAUUCGUCUGCUCUGUUUUCGUCAUGUAGAAAACACGACAUAUAUAUUUGCUAUGCAUUGGGCAACUUGUUUCAGAGAUGCCAACAAAUUCAGGUACUAAAACUCCUUUUGUCACUGCCAGAAUUUAUAUAUGAGUUGGUUUAUAUAUUCACAGCUCAUUUUGUAUGGUUGCAGAUGUAAACAUGGAUUUAUUUUUUUUAUUUUUUGAGAGAAUCUUUUUUUAAAGAUUGAAGAGUCCACCGUUGCUAAGGGUUAAACUGCUUUACUUGAAACUGAACUGUAUACUUGUUCACUUCUGAUGAAAUGCAACAGUUUUAUAUAAACAUGCUCAACGGCUCAAAAAUAAAAGUACUUAUGUUUCACUUUA